CUCUACAUUUGGAAUAGAAAAGUAGGCUAUUAGAAACGGCUCUCAAUUUGUUCAUGUCAAACACAAAUUCAUUGAACUUGAAUACCAAAUUUUCGAGAUAAGAGAAGCCCGAGAAAAAUGGAGACAGGACUGGCAGCUGCGUUGACCACGGACCAGAUGAAGGAUUCCUCGACCGAGACUGGGAAUCAGAAGGAGAUGAAGAAGGAGAUGGAGUUGGAGAUGGAGAAGGAGUUGUGGCCAAAGGAUGUGAAGUUGUAUCAGCCACCGGAGGAGGAUCAGAUAUUGCUGCCGGAGCGUGCUAGUUGCCUGGCGGUGAAAACCUAUCUGCGGAUGUGCAAUUUACCGUUCACGGAGCGCAGCUGUGUGAAUGCCGAGUUCAUGUCGACGGAGGGACGUCUCAGUCGGUUGCCAUUGCUGCGGCUGGGCGGCAAACUGUUGACGGAAUUUGAGCCAAUUGUGGGUCAUGUGGAGCAGAUGCUGGGCGGCAAGGGGCUGAGCAGCUGGCUGGAUGAGGAGGAGCGCGAGGAUAUGCGCAGCCUGGUCACCUACAUGGAGAACACCUGCACUCUCACCGAGUUCCAUACGUGCUUUCUCGAGGAGAAGGUCUACGAUGAUCACACCCGUCUGCGCAAUGGAGCUGCCCAUCCCUGGCCAUUGAGCACGUGGCGUCGCCAUGACAAGCGACAGGAGGCACUGCGUCUGCUCCAUGUCUAUCAAUGGGAUGAGCUAAGCGGCGAUCGGGCCAACCUAAAGCUCAACGAAUGUCUGCAGCUCCUCGACGACAUGCUGAAGGAGAAGCAGGACAGCUUGGAGCAUGCCUUGACCAUCCAGUCGUUCAUCUAUGGCAAGCAGCUCUGUGAACUGGAUGCCCUCAUCUAUGGACACUUGACGGCCAUCCUGACCACCGUGCUGCCCAAUCCCUUGCUCGCCCUAACGGUACGCAAGUUUCCACGACUUGUCACCUAUUGUCGUCGCAUCGACGAGCAGUUCCAUGGGGGCAAACACUUCGCUGGAGAGGAUUAACUGGAGAAUAGCAGCAGCAUAAUUCAGUCGACAGUAUUUUUAAGUCUAUUUCUUAUUGUUUUGCCGUCUUCUAUUCUUUGUUUUUACGUUAUUCGCACGGUGGUGGUGUG
Molecule: messenger RNA, 1133 nt
Organism: Drosophila innubila
Lineage: Eukaryota; Metazoa; Arthropoda; Insecta; Diptera; Drosophilidae
Product: metaxin-2
Exons: 1
Coding region: 118-1023 (301 amino acids)
Biological process (GO): mitochondrion organization
Cellular component (GO): SAM complex
Source: RefSeq, a predicted model, not a curated record